UGAGGCCUAGGCGCUUCCGGGGUGAGGGAGACGACGGCGACGGCGCAGGGGACUUUCCCGGGCUGUGGCGGCGCUUGGCGGGCCCGAAGCGAUGGGAAGGGGCAGCGGCGGCCGCCCCCGUCGGUUCUCCUCCUCCUCCUCUUCCUCCUCCUCUUCGCCUUCUUUCCCCCGCCGCUUGAGUCGCUCUGGCUGCGCGGGCCGCGGGGCGCCUCGCUAAUGGCCGCCUUCCGCCCCUCCUCAGCCGCGCCGUCGGAGGAGCGAAAUCGCCUCGGCGGCGGCAACAACGGCGACGACAACCAGACGGUGCUGGAUGAGUUCACGGCGCCGGCGGAGAAGAGCGGCUUCCUGGAGCGGAGCCGCGGCUGCCUCGAGCGGCUCUUCGGGGUGCGCCUGGCCUUCGUGGAGGCGGCGAGCAGCGGCGGCGGCGGCGGCUGGGUUCCCUCGGCCACCGGCGGGCGUAGGAUCUGGCUCAGCCUGCUGGGCGAACGGGAGCAAGUGCGCAGCGCCAAGGAAUAUAUUAAAGGAAUCUGUGAACCCGAAUUGGAAGAGAGGGAAUAUUAUCCCAAAGACAUGCACUGUAUUUUUGUAGGAGCACAAAACCUCUUCCUGAAUUGCCUUAUUCAAGGCACCUCCGCUGAUAUUAGCGUAGUGGAGAUUGGGACACUCGGUAUUAAAGGCCGGACAGAGCCCGUGGUCAUGGCCAGGAGUCACAUCCAGCAGUUUGUGAACCUCUUCAAAAGCAACCUCAACGAGUUGACGGUCAAGGAGUCGGAAGUGAAGAAACAGUUCAAACACCUUGUCGAAGCUCAUGCAGAUAAAUACACGAUGGACUUGUUGAUCCUACCAAGCUCGCUAAAGAAAGAGCUGCUGAGCCUCACACAGCACGAAGGCGGCAAAACGGAAGGCAGAACUUCAGAUCCUGGCCCUUCUGAUGAGACACUAAAACUCCCAAUUCAGAUGCCGAAACUACCUGUAGUAAGCAACGAUGGCAGAACAGGUCAGGAGGAAGCAAGGAACAAUGCAGGUACACCGGUCUCUGAAUUAGCCAAGCAAAUGGACACCGUUUUUCCCGAUACAUCUGAAGGGCAUUUUCUACCCAUAAAUGGCCUAACUUCUCUGGAGGCAUCUGCCUCAAAAGAAAGGCAAUCGUGUAAACGAAGAUCCUCGGAUGGCGACGAGAGGCUUCCAAAGAAACAGUUUUCUUUCGAAAACAACCAAGAAUGUAAGCAGAUGUCCUGCAAAAGACGUGAUGACAUAGUGGUGAUAGAUUUGGUCUCGGAUACAAAUGAGUUACUUGAUACUAAAAACGGCGAUGAAAUAAGCGAGGAGAUGGAAUACAAGAUCCUGGUCAAUUUUUUCAAAAGCAUGGGCUACUCUGAGGAAAUUGUAGAAAUGGUGAUUUUUGAACAUGGACAGUUGGCUGAGCCCCUACUCCUCCUAGAAGAAAUUGAGAAAAAGAGCAAGAUGGCUACGGAAGAGGAAGAGAAGUCCAGAACUAUCUCCCAGAAUACUGAAACGCAAGCGAAGAAGAAUAAAGGCAGUUCCGGCAUCAGGGUCCACCCCGAUCUAGGCUGUCAAUCAGAGCCACCCCGAAAUGCAAACCUCGCCUCUGUUUCUCAAGCACCCCGCAAAGACAAAAUCCACGGAUCGGAUCCUGAAAACCGGACCGUUCUUUUGGGUAACAAAAACUCAUCGAGUCAAGAGCUCAGCAAAAUACGAUCAGGCUGUACAGAACAGGGCAGCAAGGCGAGCGAGGUGGAAAGCGAUGGUUUCGUGAACGCUUCUAGUAAUGCGCCCAUGGCAACCAAAAAUAAGAAAGCCAAAGAUCCGAUCUUGGUAGGCAGGGGUGCCUGGGAGAGCGCACACCCACCCGUUCAGAAUGAAACCCUGGUCCUUCGAGGAUGUUCCACCCAAUCGCCUGCAACAGGCGACCAACAGGAAAACUGCAAUCCUGUACAACUCGGAGCCCAGCAGUUCCCUUCCCAAAAGCCAAAGCACUUUGCAGACCCCACCCCUCCUCUGCAAUUAAGAGGUUCUUAUCCAGAAAAGAAAACGGGGGGACUUUACUGUCAUCCUGCAGAUCCUUCGGUCACCGGGGUUCAGCGGUUUCUAGAGGCGUUGAAAACACCGUACAAGCUGGAACUGAAAAACGAGCCGGGGAGACCCCACUUAAAAUACGUAGUCAUCGAUGGCAGCAAUGUUGCAAUUUCCCACGGUCUGCAAAAAUUCUUUUCCUGUCGAGGAAUCGCAAUUGCUGUCGAUUACUUUUGGAAACGUGGUCACAGGAAGAUUACAGUUUUUGUCCCACAGUGGCGAACACGGAAAGAUUCUAAUAUCACAGAGCAGCAUUUCUUAUCCCAGCUCCAAGAUGUUGGCAUUUUGGCACUUACUCCAGCAAGAGUUGUAUGUGGGGCUAGAAUUGCCUCUCACGAUGACAGAUUUCUGCUGCACCUUGCUGAAAAAACUGGAGGUGUUAUUGUUACCAAUGAUAACUUCAGAGAAUUUGUAGACGAAUCCCCACCCUGGAGGGAGAUUAUUCAAAGGAGGCUUCUGCAAUACACUUUCGCUGGAGACAUUUUCAUGGUGCCUGAUGACCCCCUGGGACGAAAUGGACCUGGAUUAAACCGUUUUCUUCAGGAGUCAGCUAGUUUCAGAGCUACGCCAACCCCAUACAGCGGAAGCCAUCUUCCUUUGGGAAUAUCCCCUUUCCUGAUGCAGUCAGAAGGGAGUGGACAGUUGCUCCCAAACCCCGUUUCUGGUCUCGUCCCUAACUUGCCUCGGUUCCCUACGACGUCUCUGGUAAACUCCGGCCUUCCCCCGUCUCCAAGAUCGGCCACUGAAACGACCCAUUUAAAAGAAGCCUUGAAAAAAAUAUUCCCAACUUCAGAGCAGAGGGAGAAGAUUGAGGAAAUCCUGGCGCAGCACCCCCACAUGAGAGACAUGAAUGCUCUGUCUGCACUGGUCCUUGAUUUAAGCUGAUGAACUAAAGCUCCCCCUCAAAACUUUUCAGUUUUGCAGUUUGGAUUGUUAAUGUAAAGAGAUGCCUCUUGAGUUGAAGUCUGGCCAUCUGUGAAUAGUCAAAACUUAACCCUUUUGUAUAAAAAAAAAAUGUGAAUAUUCAGAGGAUUUGAGAUGCCCUCUUUGUUCACUUAAGUUAACAUUUUGUUCCUUUUCUUCCCCCGUUUGUUUUACAAAUUUGUAUUGCAUAUUUUUGAAUGAAAAACAAAAAGUAUUUA
This is a messenger RNA of Pantherophis guttatus, 3236 nucleotides long. RefSeq names its product NEDD4 binding protein 1 (gene N4BP1). The record is from RefSeq and is a predicted model, not a curated record. NCBI's taxonomy places the organism in Eukaryota, Metazoa, Chordata, Lepidosauria, Squamata, Colubridae. Gene Ontology annotation, cellular component: PML body; nucleus. Gene Ontology annotation, biological process: negative regulation of proteasomal ubiquitin-dependent protein catabolic process; negative regulation of protein ubiquitination. Gene Ontology annotation, molecular function: RNA binding.